This is a messenger RNA of Acanthoscelides obtectus, 458 nucleotides long. NCBI's taxonomy places the organism in Eukaryota, Metazoa, Arthropoda, Insecta, Coleoptera, Chrysomelidae. The record is from the annotation of a GenBank genome assembly.
UCAUGUGGAAGCAUUGAUUUAUGCAGUCACCAUGGGAAAGAUUACUAAAAUAGAGCACUUUGCUGUGCUAAUCUACAUUUCUUCUUGAUAUGAAUUAUAUAUGUUUCCUUUGCCUCUUAAGAUACGCGUCCGCGUGUCUGUAUACCACGUAUCGGACUGUUCAACAAAACAAGGCAGUAUUUAACGAAAGAAAACGUGGAAUUAUUGGACCAUCCUCCAUAUAGUCCCGAUCUAAGUCCUAACGAUUUCUUUACUUUACCGAAAAUUAAAAACAGACUGCGUGGUCAAAGGUUCCGGUCACCAGAAGAAGCAGUUGAAGCAUUAAAAAAGCCGUUUUGGAUCUGCCAGUAAAGGAGUGGAAUAAGUGUUUCGAAAAUUGGUUCGAGCGCAUGCAGAUGUGUAUUAAUCUUCGUGGAGAGUACUUCGAAAAACAAUAAAGUCAUUUAAAACUACCUACC